Molecule: messenger RNA, 3611 nt
Organism: Bactrocera latifrons
Lineage: Eukaryota; Metazoa; Arthropoda; Insecta; Diptera; Tephritidae
Exons: 8
Coding region: 386-2998 (870 amino acids)
Source: RefSeq, a predicted model, not a curated record
AACGUGUUAGUUCGUUGCCAUCACCUCGGUGAGCUGCAGUGUGCGCGUAAAGUAAAUAAGUGCGUGUGACUUGAUGUGAGAGUGAGUUUUUCGCAGUUCAAAAGCUGACUGUGUGACAUUGAACAAAACUAUGCAAUGUAAUUUGUGUAAUAGUUAUUCGUUGACAGUGAGCUUACAAUAUUUCAGUUAAAAGUACUUUGCGCGRCUUUAAGAAGCAAGAGCGAAAUAUUCUGAGGGGAUUUAAAUGCGAUAAACUGCAGUAAUAGUUUCAAGUCGAGAGUAUAAAAAAAAAGUUUUAACAAAGUGAAACCAUAAUAUAGCCUUAAACUUUCGAUUAGAGUGCAAGCCAUCUUGCAGUUAACUACCAGCAACAAAAUCGUCAACGAUGCGACACCGACAACACUCGUUACACACAGACAAUGUCACAACUUGUCUGCUGCUGUUAUCGCUGCUAAUAGCUGCACCCAUAGCUGCAAAGGCCGCCAGAAAUUCGCGGUCGCACUUAGCUGGCAAUGAUAAGCCAAGUGUCGCAGCUGCAGCAGCAACUGCUAAGGCUGCCGGCUAUCAAGCGCAGAGCGUCGAAGAAAAUGAAGACGUUGGCUACUCAGCGGCAAUUGUCACAAGUGAAGUCAAUAAAACUGCAAAAGAAGACUCUUUGGCGGCGCUGGAGAACAAUGAAAAUGUCGGGCCUGCACAAGGUGAAGACAAAACAAAAACAACAAACACAGCUGAGCAGUUGGAGCAAGAAAACAAGGAAUUACAAUUAGAUAUUGAUGAUGAAGACAUGGAAUUCAUAGACAAAGCCGGCGAUGAAAAUGAUAUUGCCAAUGAUAAAGAGAGCAGCUUUCAAAAGUGCGAUAACGAGUUAAUUGGUUUCGAGAUUACAACGGGUUAUGUCUUCUCCGCACCAGGAAAGCUACUAACUUCAAUGCCAGGCACACUAAUGUUAACGGAUUGCUUGGACGCCUGCCGGAAAAAUGCAGCUUGUCAUGCGGCAAAUUAUGAGACUGGCCUAUGUGUGCUCUUCUCGGCGAAUGCGGAUAAGCUGCCAGGAGCUCUUGCCAAGUCUCAGUUCCCCGUCUUUACACUUUAUGCACAAAAAUCGUGUCUCGAUCAACGCCCUUGCUCUCGCGCCUGGUAUAUUGAUCGCGUUCAGGGCUACAAAUUGAACGGCUACACGAAGCACAAGUUUCCCGCGGAAACACGUCGCAAUUGCAUACAGUUAUGUUUGGGUCAAACGGAAUUCACAUGCAGAUCGGCCAAUUUUGAUCGCAUUACAAAAACUUGUGAACUUUCCGAAAUGGAUCGUAUGACGCUGAGCGGCACGAGCGCAUUCCAGCAGCAAGAUACUGUCGAUUAUCUAGAGAAUAAUUGCGCCGAUGAGCCAAAUAAAUUGUGUGAAUUCAAGCGCUUACCCGGACGCAUAUUGAAAACGGUGGAUUCGGUGUAUCAGGAUAUUGGCAGUUUUGAUGAGUGUCGUGAUUUAUGUUUGAAUGCGCCAUACAGAUGCCACUCGUAUGACUACGGCGACACCGGUGAUAUGGUUUGUCGUCUCUCCCACCACAGCCGCAUCACACUUAAUGACGUGCAAGAUCCUUAUCUAUCGGUACCCGAAGCGACGACAUACGAACUCUCAUCUUGCUACAAUGUGACCAUCGAAUGCGGCGCCGGCGAUAUGAUUGCGCGCAUACGCACCUCCAAGCUCUUCGAUGGUAAAGUAUACGCUAAGGGCUCACCGAAAUCCUGCGCUGUGGAUGUGAAGAACUCGCUGGAAUUUGAGCUGAGCAUGGGCUAUCAAAAUCUCGAAUGCAACGUGCGUCAAAGCAACACCGGUCGCUAUAUGAACGAUGUGGUGAUACAACAUCACGACACCAUUGUGACCUCUUCCGAUUUGGGUUUGGCCGUGACAUGCCACUAUGAUUUGACAAAUAAAUCGGUGACGAAUAAUGUGCUGCUAGAUAUUAAGGACGAUUUCGAGCCGGCAUUGAGCGAAGAGGUGAUCGUCGAUUCGCCGAAUGUGUUGAUGAAGAUCACAUCGCGUGAUGGCAGUGAUGUGCUGCGCACAGCGGAAGUCGGUGAUCCGUUGGCGCUGAAGUUCGAGAUACUGGAUGCGCAAAGUCCUUACGAGAUAUUUGUGCGUGAGCUCGUAGCCAUGGACGGUAGUGAUAAUGCUGAGAUUACGCUGAUCGAUUCCAACGGUUGUCCCACCGAUCAAUUUAUAAUGGGUCCAAUUUACAAGAGUUCGACUUCGGGCAAAGUCUUACUCGCACAUUUUGAUGCCUUCAAGUUCCCAACGUCAGAGUUGGUACAAUUCCGCGCCUUGGUCACACCCUGUAUGCCGACUUGUGAGCCCGUGCAAUGCAAUCAAGAGGAUAUCGGCGGCGAAUUGAAGUCAAUGAGUUCGUACGGACGCAGACGACGUGCGCUAAAUGUGACAGCAUUCGAGGGCGCUGUGUAUACCAGACAUGAACUGCAACAACAAUUACUGGAACAGCAACACCAACAACUCAUAAGCCGUCAACGACUUUUACGCCUGCGUAGUAAACGUGCCGCAGUUGCCUCCACCUCAACCAGCCAACCUAGUCAAGAGGACAUGUUGUUGGUGCAAUCCAUACAGAUCACCGACAAAUUCGGCUUCGAUAAGCAGCUGCAGCAGAAGCACACCAAAACAUUGUCGAAUGAUGACAACGAGAAGGCGCUGAUCGGCGGCAAUGCUGGGUUAGGAUAUUGCGUUAAUGCGAUCGGUCUUAUAUUGGCACUCACCGUUUUUCUGCUGGCUCAAUUGGCUAUCACCGCCGUCUGGAGCUACUUGCGUCAGCGACGACGAAAGCCCACCGUUAGAGAAAGUCCCAGCAGUUCGAAAGCAUAUGCUACACGUGGUGGCAACUCUACAAAAAGCUCAACAGCAAUGAGCAAAAGCUCUACGAGCACGCGUACAGAGUCGCUGUGCAAAGUUUACGACCGAGCUUUCGACGGACGGCACGGCAGGCAAUUUUAAGCGCAUAUGAGAUAUUUCUUCAAUGAACAAACAAAAACAUUGCAGAAUGGACUAAAUGGUGAGCAAUUACUUUCGAAGAAAGUUAUAUUUGCAAGAAAAAAAUCAGACAAGCGAAUUUAAGCCGGGCGUUAAGCAGCAAUUAGAAGAAAAAAAAAAUAGUUUAGAAUUGUAUUUAAUAUUUAAUUGAAACUCACAUGCAUUUUAAUUUUACUCUUUACUAUAAAUGCCAUGAAUUCUUAAUUGACUCAAUUAAUGACCAUAAAUAGAUAUAUUAAUAAGCGUUUCGAACAGCCACUUAAACAAGUCAAUUAGCCGUUUUCGCUAAAUAUUGUUAGUGUUAAUCUAUCGCGCGAAUUCUUAAAAUUAGUGGCUUGUCUGAAAUGCCUAUAAGUAUGUUUGUCGCACUUGAGAAUAAUUAAGCAACAUUUAUUUGCAUUUAUUUUAUUUGAAUCAAUUUAUGUCCAUUUAGUAAAGCUUGAACAUAUUUAUAACCACUAAGAGGGAAUUAUUCAUUAAGCCUACACAUACAUACGUAUAAUAUAGUAAUUUAGUCGACUAAGUUAAAAGUGUAAAUGAAUUCGAUAAAUAAAAAUCGAUUAACUUACUUAUAAAA